This is a messenger RNA of Aspergillus lentulus, 840 nucleotides long. Its product is annotated as polyamine acetyltransferase. The record is from RefSeq and is a predicted model, not a curated record. Gene Ontology annotation, molecular function: aralkylamine N-acetyltransferase activity. NCBI's taxonomy places the organism in Eukaryota, Fungi, Ascomycota, Eurotiomycetes, Eurotiales, Aspergillaceae. Gene Ontology annotation, cellular component: cytoplasm.
AUGGCCGAACCCACCCAUCAGACCGAAACCAUGACCGGUUUCAAGCCCUUGUCCAACGCAGAAGACUAUUCCCUCCCUGCGACAGCCAGCGAUUUGUCUCCACGGGCCGAGGCUGCCAUGGCGAAUGGUCUUCCCUUGGAGACUGCCGACGAAGACCACGAGGAGGUGGACGAAGACUAUGUCGCAGUCGACCCUGAUGAGAUUAGUGAUUUCUCAUAUUGGCUUCGGCGCCCGCCUGUGCAUCAUCGCACCAAAUUGGAUGAACUGCAUCCUUUUGUCCAAAUUCUGACGGUGUCCAAUGUCGACGAUUGUGUCGAGGUUGAAAACGCAUUUCCAGAAAACGAGCGCUGCUCUCGAGAGAAGUUCAUCUACCGCCUCACAAAAUGCCCUGAAUUAUGUCUAGGCCUAUUCACCAUUCCCAUUGUACCAAAGGGCCAACCCAAGCCGCGUCCGACUUUGAUCGGUCAUAUCAUUGCCACGCGGGCCUCAACACAACUUGUCACAGACAAUGCCAUGAAGCUCCCGGCCAACUGGAAGAGUGCUCGCGUCGUUACGGAGAACGGAGAGACCAUCGGACACGACGAGUAUGGUAGCACCAUCGCCAUCCAUUCCCUCGCUGUACUUCCGGAACACCAGGGCAAGCAAGUCGGAAGCACUCUGAUGAAGUCAUAUAUCCAGCGGAUCAGGGAAGCCGCGAUCGCUGAGCGCAUCUCCAUCAUUGCGCAUGACCAUCUGGUGCCUUUUUACGAGUCUUUUGGGUUUGAAAACCGUGGUCCCAGCAAGUGUCAGUUUGGCAGCGGCGGAUGGACUGACCUGGUGCUGGAAUUUACCCAGGAAUAA